ACGUAUUCCACUGCCGGAGUCAGUAAUAAUUCAUAUAAAAACAAUGCCGAAAUAUUAAAACAUCGGAUGUAAUUGGGUGUGGUUACCAUGGAAACGCUUCUGUGUGUGAUGACAGCUGUAAUUGUGGUAAUCCAAAGGAUAGCAGGAGAUAACCCGUUUACCUCCCCUGGUCUGAUACUGAUGGAUUUUCAGACACCAACAGACACUACAGUUUUAAACACAUUCGAUAUCCACAUGGAGAGGAAGUCGUAUUUGGCGUCGUAUCUAGACCGGCAGUUCUCUUUAUUAUCGGUGUAUCCCCUCGGCCAAGCCUGUGUUGUAUUUGAUAAACGUGCUAAAACCAUUUGUAAGUUACAAUACAGUGGCGGUCAUUGGUAUCAACCUGUGUGUGCGGAGACCUUCGGUACUGUCAACGGACUGGACGUUGAUGACGUCAGAGGCCUUGUUUUCUGGACUGAUCCCGAUUUUAACGCCAUUAUGAUGGCACGGAUCACAAACUUGACCCAUCAUCACGUGAUCGUCGAUACGUUAGUGGAUAACCCUGGCGACAUAGCUGUGCAUCCUGAAGCUGGAUUAUUAUUUUGGACCGAUUUUGGCAGACUGCCAAAAGUGGAGCGAUCAACUCUGUCAGGGAGUGAACGACGAACGAUAGUAAUCGGAGGAACACCAUAUCUGUUGACACUAGACAGGGCAGGGAACAGGUUAUUCUGGAUUAACAAGGCCGAUAACACUGUGGGGUCAUGUGAUACAUCAGGAGAACGUCGUCAUCCAUUUCCCAUCAACAUUGAUGGAUCAACGUCGUCGUUGGCCUGGACCAGUCUCGUCGUCUAUCAGAGCCGUUUACUGCUGGCAUGGAGCGACAUUAACCAGGCUGGCGCGGUUUCUGUCGGACUUGGCGGAGAAAGUCGCAACAAUCGGUAUUUGUCAACAACAUACCAAGACCUUGCCAUUGUACGUGAGCAACCACAACUCCAAGGCAUGGAGGCAGAAUGUGUGGACUGUUUUUGUCGGCUUUACUCUGUGUACGAGAAUGGGACACUCACCAGGCAGUGUGCAUCUGAACAUAGUUCCCAUGGUUAUCUGUUCUUCACGACGCCGAGAGGAUUAUAUCGUAUGGACGUGUAUCCCUUUACAACGUCAUAUGCUCCUCACGUGACCCUAGUUUACGGCGCCAAUAUCUCCGUGUUUACAACUGACCCUGUAAACGAGAAGAUAUUCGCAUACAGCCAUGAUAGCAAGGCCAUAAUAGAGAUUACCCAGCAUGCUGUGACAGGAUACUGGAUGUCACGUGACCUUAUAAUAGUGGCAGCACCAGUUAAAAGCAUUGCAGUAGAUUGGAUGUCCCGGAAUAUCCUAUGGGUUGAACAAGGAUCCGAAUAUAUUUCUGUUGCUAAUUAUGAAGGACUGUACCGGAAGUGGUUGAUAUCACAAGCUUGGGCUGAAGAUCUGAGAGUUGAUCCACACAACAGGAUGGUAUUCUGGCUCAACUCCUCCCUGGGUUUGGUAGAGGGAGCUGAUCUGGACGGGCGAGGACAUGUAAACAUAGGAUAUACCGAUAAACAGUUUGCAGCUCUUACUAUCGACUGCGCAGGUCACCGACUCAUCAUGUUCGACUUCCGGUCCAGAGAACUCGUGGCUAUAGACUAUCUAUCUAGAGCACCUCCGGAAGUCAUCAGACAGGGGUUUUGGCGAGUAACGUUCAUGGCUAUGAUAAAGGAUUAUGUGGUCGUAAGCAACGACUCAAGGUGCCUGACGUUAGUGAACACUAAAACAGGGCUCCCUCUAGCGGCAAGAUACAUAGCCGAUGACAUCAUCACCCAUAUGGAGCUAUACCAUGUCGACAGUGUCAUGAACACAAGUCCCUGCGUGGAAAACAAUGGCGGAUGUGACCAGCUAUGUCUGCCCAAUCCGUCCACAAGGAAUUGUAACUGUGGCUUUGGUUACCAUGAGGUCUCCACCGAUAACGGGUGUUCUACAUAUCUGAUGGACAACUCGUUCCUACUUGUGGUUGACCAGCGUGCUCCGGCCAUUUAUCAGUAUAAUCAGGAUCGCCAGGGACAUCCGGUCGAUCGUUAUACUAUAGUUCCGGCCGUCGGUCUGGCCCAGCCAUACGCUGUGACCUACGACGCCAGAGCUCAAUACAUUUAUUGGUCUGAUAUUGAGCAGUUCAGCGUCAGUCGGAUACACAGUAGUGGACAAUACCAGGAAAUAGUGUACGGACAGGAAUAUAUGUAUGCUCUAGACAUUACUUUGAGUGUAUCCAUGCGCUUGUUGUUUAUUGCUGAUUAUUCCCGGAACCGGAUCAUAGCUCUUAAUGUGAACACUCUACAAACAACAACCUUCUCCGACCCGGUUAAUCGUGUUUACGGUCUCAGUCUGGAUGCCAGCAACAGAUAUUUGUACGCAUCCGGGUAUGGAGAAUCUCCUAACUUGGUGCGCAUUGAUAUAUGGACAGGGACCCAGUCGACAGAAAACCUGCCGUGGUUGGUGUUACCAGGGAAACUCGUUGUCCAUGCCACAGGUAUAUACCUGGUUGAGCAGCAUCUACGAACCAUCGUCCGGAUUGAUAGUAGCGGUAACGUUCACGACUUUAAACAUUUCCCAGAAGGUCACAUAGUGCAGUUCAUCACAGCAGACGAUAACAACAUUUAUUGGACAGAACAGAAUACACAACAGUUAUACAGAUUAAAUCUGCAAACGAGGGAAGAAUCAACAGUAGGAUUAGAGGGAACGUUGAUACACCCUACCGGACUCCUGUCGUUUGAAGUGGCUCGUACAUACACAGACAUUAGCUGUUUAAGCCCGUGUUUCGGUACCUGUGUACCAGCCGGAGAAAACCGUACAGUCUGUAUUCCUACACUGGCACCCCGCAACAUAGAUCUCCCAGAUAAUGAUAUCUGCAUUGUACCAAGCCACGACGACAUCGUUUAUGGUCAUGUGAAGGAGCUCCGGCCUGGGUCCCGUGUCCCGGGGGGUUCACAGUUCCGGGUACAGUGUCUGCCCGCCCAUAGUGUUGUAGGUUCCGACACCGGUAUCUGUCGCCGUAGAAACUGGAUGGUUAUACCCAGGUGUGAGCCAGACACCAAAGUUUACGGAACACGGAAUGGCGGAUGGACGAUCUUCACCCGAUCCGCUAGCUUUUACGUCUACUCCUGGAUGACAACUGUCAAGGUCAUAGUAGUUGGUGGUGGAGGGGGCGGAUACCAAUUCUCUAGUCAGGGAGACAGUGCAGGCGACGGUCAAAGGUCAAGGUUCGGGACAGUUACUUCCCUGAUUUCAACGGCUGGUGGGGGUAAAGGAGGCACCAUGGCGUCAGGUGGAGCUGGUGGUGUAGGGGAACGGAAUUCCGGUUCCGCCGGAAGUUUCUCUCGUAACACGUGCUCCCGGGGAGGGUCCGUAUGGAACUAUGUACCGACUAAAGCACACAGCUUGUUCUGUGAAAAUGACUACGGACCAGGCAGCUGUUUCUCGAACCACGCCUCCAGUAACGUUAAUUCCAGGAUAAGGCGAGACUGUCGUAUUGAUACCACAUGCAAAAACUUCGGUGAUGGGGCGGAGUCAAUAGAGGGCGGGUCUGGUGGAGGAGGCGGAUUCUCAAGACCAAGCCGUUUAAUCACAGCUUACCGUAACACCCUAAUCCCUAUUGAGGUUGGGCGUGGCGGGGACCCUUCUUACCCAACAGCAGGAGGGGGCGUGGUCAUCAUCUGGUGGGGCUGGGACGAGGAAUUGAACGACGUAGAAACUGCCAACAUAGAAAGGCUCUGUUCUGAAGAACCAGACAUUGAACCGUGACUGCCUAUUUUCUAACAGAUUCCCAACAAUAAAUCAUUAUAAUCAAUAUAUUUUGUAAUUCGUGCUGAAAAAAAUCAAACUUUACCCGUUGUAGGCUGUAACGAAGUUUAAUGGAUUUAUUUUCAUUAUUGUAUAAUGUAUAUGCCUGCAUUUAUACGUUUACUGUGGCAGUACAGAUUAAAACAGACAUACUAAAAGUAUUGACCAUUGUUGAACUAAAUGUCUAAUCGAAAACAUUGUUGAUACAUGUGGAACUUAUGUAGGGGAAACCGGAGUGCCUGAAGACAAACCACGUGUUCGGGUAAGUAACCUCAUACUGUACACGUUCAAUAUGUGAAUUGAAUCCCAGGGCAUAUAGUGUUACCCAUGUCCGUCCCGUCGCGUCCCGUCCCGUCCCGAUUCAA
Messenger RNA from Mizuhopecten yessoensis (Yesso scallop), 4196 nucleotides. Its product is annotated as low-density lipoprotein receptor-related protein 5-like. The record is from RefSeq and is a predicted model, not a curated record. The transcript is spliced from 26 exons. Bases 88 to 3792 code for a protein of 1234 amino acids. Lineage: Eukaryota; Metazoa; Mollusca; Bivalvia; Pectinida; Pectinidae.